This is a messenger RNA of Brassica rapa (field mustard), 2079 nucleotides long. RefSeq names its product phenolic glucoside malonyltransferase 1. The record is from RefSeq and is a predicted model, not a curated record. Lineage: Eukaryota; Viridiplantae; Streptophyta; Magnoliopsida; Brassicales; Brassicaceae.
UUUUUGAUAAUUAUACAACUUCAUAUCAUAUUUUUACUAAUUUUAUACAAGUUGAUUUAAUAUAUUUUUAUCCAAAAGAAACAGAUAAGACAUCUAUCUAAAAAUUAUAAUUUUGAAGAUUACAUAUCUAUUUUUAAAUAUAAUUUUGAAAAAAUAAAAUUCAUUGGUUUUCUUAAUUUUAAUUUUAUGUUAAAUUAAUCAACAUUUAUAUUAAAAUAUCGAUGAUAAAUAAUAGAAUAUAAAACAAUAAUAAAUAUAAUUUUUAAAUAUAAUUUAAAUUUAAAAAUUUUAUUAUGGUGGAAAAAACACCUUAUUGAUCGCAUAACUGAGGGUGAAAGAAAUUUCUUAUUUCUUUCUGACACGUUUUUAAUACAAUAGACAAAAGUCAAUUUUAGGUUACUGAGAUUUUUGGUUGGUGAUAAAUUCAGUCGGUGGAAAAUAAAUAACGAUUAUAAUUUAUUUUGUUCACACAACUGAAUUUCUCUACAAUCUAUACGCACUCAUCAUCAGUUAUCUGUCACCACAAAAGAAAUCUCCAAAAGAAAUGGUUUCUUCGCUUAACGUCAUCGACGUGUCACGAGUCACCCCGUCUGACUCGUCCGAGUCACUCACUCUCCCGCUCACUUUCUUUGACCUAAUCUGGUACAAACUCCACCCCGUCGAACGAGUCAUCUUCUACCGACUUACGGACGUAACGCGCCCUUUCUUCGACUCGGUCAUCGUACCCAAUCUCAAGUCCUCUCUUUCCUCAUCCCUCUCUCACUACCUCCCACUCGCUGGGAAACUCGUCUGGGACUCACUCGACAAAAAACCAACCCUAGUCUACUCCCCAAACGACGGCGUUUCAUUCACCAUAGCCGAGUCAAAAGCCGAUUUCUCACUGUUAACCGGAAACAAACCGUUCCCCACAACCGAGUUGUACCCAUUGGUGCCCGAGUUACGAACCUCCGACGAAUCAGCCUCUGCUGUGUCGUUUCAAGUCACGCUUUUUCCAAACCAAGGAUUUUGCGUCGGUGUAGCUGCACACCAUGCCGUUUUAGAUGGAAAAACGACAACCAUGUUCCUCAAAUCAUGGGCCUACACAUGCAAACUCCAACAAGACCAAACGGUAAACGCUUCUUUAUUACCGCAGGAUCUAACCCCGAUUUACGAUCGUACGGUCAUAAAAGAUCCGAACGAUAUCGAAACGGAGGUUAUGAAUCACUGGAAGUCUAAACUCAAAAUCAUCUCCGACGGCAACGUGAAGAGCUUAAAGAUUCUUCCGACGCCGGAGCCUAGUCCCGACGUCGUCCGAUUCACUCUCGAUCUCACUCGUGAAGAUAUCCAAACGCUUCGAGAGCGACUCAAGAGAGAAUCGUCUGCGUCCUCGUCACCCAAAGAGCUUCGAUUGUCGACGUUUGUGGUUACGUUCUCGUACGCGUUUACUUGUUUAGUCAGAGCUCGUGGCGGAGAUCCGAAGAGACCAAUCGGGUACGUGUUCUCGGUGGACUGUCGAAGCCUUCUUGAUCCGCCGAUCCCUUCGAAUUAUUUCGGGAACUGCCUUUCGGCGUCGUUUAAUAUGAAGUUAACGGCGGAGACGUUUAUGGGUGAAGAAGGGUUCUUGAAUGCGGCGAGAAUGGUUAGCGAUUCGGUUGAGGAGUUGGAUGAAACGGUGUCGUCAAAUAUUCCAGAGAUUUUUGCAGCGAAUUCAAGUCUUCCACCAGGAGCGCAGCUUAUUUCUGCUUCCGGGUCAAGCCGGUUUGGAGUAUACGGGUUAGAUUUCGGGUGGGGUAAACCGGAGAGGGUUGCGAUUGUGUCCAUCGAUCAAGGGGAAGUGAUUUCUAUGGCGGACGGUAGAGAUGGGAUUGGUGGUGUGGAGCUUGGCUUUUCUCUCCAGAAACACGAAAUGGAGAAUUUGAUUUAUUUGCUUCCUGAGGGAUUAAAAGGCUAAAUCAUUUUCCUUUUAAAAUUUCCUUUCUGUCAUUUUUUUUUUAAGGAAUUGAAUAAUAAUUAAACUAAAACUGAGUUAGUGUUUUCAGUAAUAGCAGUUGUAAUCAAUUCUAAGGGUUUCAGCUUAUUGCAAAUUUUUGUUGGAGUAAA